AUGUCUGAUCUAGAAGACAGAAAUUCGGGGCGUGAAUUUGGAGAGCACGAUGAUGAAGAUUCCGAUGAGGAGGAAUCUGACGAGGAAGACGACCUUACGAGAAAGACAAAGUUGGCCACCGACCAGAUGAUGAGAGUUUUUAACGGAAAGGCCACGGAAGAAGACGUCGACAAAUUUUUCCAUGAGCAUCAGCGGGUUCUCACACAAGAAGCCGGUGGGCACGGCACUUUUGUUCACAAAAUCAUCCAAUUGGUAUACGACAAAGCCGUCAAAGCCUCGGAUGUGAAGCCUCUGAUCAAGAAACUGAUGGAAAGUUCUCCAGACUUGAUCCGGACCAAGAACGACGACAAGCGAAACCCACUCUAUCACGCAAUUCAUCUAAAGAAGUACACCUGGAAGUUGGUUGAGUACAUGCUAAAGAGCUGCCCUGAUCCCAUCGCCAUUGCAGAUGCACUGGAGGUGCCUUGUGGCGAGGACAGGUCGGCCAAGACCUGUCUAACAUUGGCAUUCGAGAAGGGCCUCCGGGAGGAAGUACUCAAAAAUCUUGUCAGCCAUGCUAGUCAGAAAGCGUUAGAACUGAGGGAUGGAUCGGGCAGAACGCCCUUCCACUACGCGGUGCAGUAUGACCAAUGCAGUGAUGAACGAGUGGAUGUUGUCAAGCUUUUCCUGCAGAAGGACGGAGAUCUUGUGAAGCAACACAAAGCUUCCGGAACAUCCAAGCCCUUAGAGACCUUCCUGGACUUCAAGUACAAGCGAAGAGAGGACAAGACCGAAUACUCCGUGUAUGGGGAGCACAAAAGAACAGCCAAAGCUCACCACCAACACAUGGAAGAAGUGGCCAAAUUGGAAAGAGAAGCAAAGCUACGUGAUCCUGAUCCGGAGCGAGUCGACGCCAAGAUCGCAAAUCUUACACUUCUUAUGAAGGACAAGGAAAUAUUGAAGGGUGGCGUUGAUAAGGGUCCUAAGAGUCGAGCUCCUGAAGAUCGGGAGCGCAAAGUUAAGAACCCAGAUCGUGAGCGUGAUAGCUUAAAGAAGGAGGUGCAAUACAUGGAUGAGAAUGAGAAACGUCGACAAGAGUUGAAAGAACAAGAAAGGGCAGUACUCGAACAGAGGGGAAAGGAAGACAAAAGACAUCCGAAAGAGAAAGACCCCAAAGAGCGUGUCAGGCAGGCCAAGGACCCAAAAGCCACCAUCGGUGGUUCAACAUUGAUCACUCCCAAAGGUUCGUCCGAGCACGCGCCAAAUACGCCCUUGAAAAGAGUCAUUACGCAGACCUUUGACGGCAACACUGAUGACGAGAGGAAACGGAAGAGCAAAGCGGCAUCCUCCAAGAAAUCCUCGGCCAAGGGACAAGAUUCAAAGGUUCUUGCAAGGAAUUCAAUAAAGAUUCUUACUCUGCUCAAGCUGCAUUAUAUGAGGACCAGAAGCAUCAAGAUGGCGACUUCUUUCCUACACGGGAAGAAGUUUCAUCAAGAAUUUCAGAUAUUCUUCGACUACAGAGGACUCCCAGCUGAAAUCACAGACUCGGUGUUUAACGAGCGAUUCGGAGAGGGUCCCAACCACGGCAUGCGGUUCGACGAAGUCUUGAUGUACGUCAGAUUCCCCAACGUGACUGUGAUCCGGUCCGGGCGAAAAGCGCCCAAACCUCGUGAACCAGACCGACCCGCCGUUCGGCAGGACAUGGAGUUCUUCUUCAAAUGGCUCUACGCGAAGGGCGUCCGACGGAUCCUGAGAGUCGAAGUGGAAGAAAGCGAAAAAAGGUACCACAGCGACGAGUCGAUUCAGACUUCGCUGGAGAAAUUCGUGGUUGAGCAUCUCGAUUGGCAGAAGACGGAUCUGGACCCGAGGGUGAUUUGUCAACUCGGCAGUAAGGCUCAUCAUCCUAGUUAUGAAGAUGGCGAGGGAAGCAGGUCAAAUGGGCCGAGAAACCAGCUGAGAGAAGUUACCUUGAAAUGGAGUGGUAAUAAUGCGGUUCUCAGAGGUUGGAGUGAAUCUGAGGGUUUGCCUCUGCUGGAGAAACUCGAGACUGUCAAUCUGAAUAUCCCACCAAAAUCCGAAAUGUUCGACACGACACCAUGGAUUGCUACAAACCUCGAGGAGUUUCGCGUGCGCCUAAACCGUAACUCUAAUAUCCACGCCCACAAGGCCAUCGAUAUUGCGAGUUCAAAGCAGCUCGAUAACACAGAGCAAACGUCGCAACCAAACGGCAACAAGAAAGCUACAACACCUCGACCGGAGCGCAACAUUGAUGUCCGACAUCGACAGGGCAAGAAAGGAGCAGAAGUUUCCGUAUCGGCCACUGGUGCAGCCAAAGCAUCAGGACGUUUGAAUCUGAUGACCGAACACGAGUGGAUCAAGUGCAUGGAGGGAUUUGCGACAUGCAUGAGCGACCUUUGGACAAAGACGGAUAAGGCAUCUCGAAGCAAACUCGGACAUACCCCAAAUGCAACCAUCGACGAACGAGCCAAGAAUGAUCUCGAAAGCCUAGUAAAGCCCGUUGUUGUUGCACUUAUUGACGACGGUGUUGAUAGCUGUGAUCCAGCGUUUGCGGGACGUGCCAUCGAGGGUGUCACGUUUGAUUAUGAAGACCGAGCUGUGGGGCAAUACUACAUAUCAGGAAAGGGACACGGUACCGAAAUGGCGAGGAUGAUAUGCAAGGUGUGCCCUAUGGCGAGUAUCUACUCUAUUCGCCUCAAGAUGCAUAGCAGUCCGGAUAAAGGAGUCUCGACAAUUGACGCAUUUUCAGCGGCGUUGGCUAUCGAAGCAGCUUUGGAAAAGAACGCAACAAUAAUAUCAAUGUCAUGGACAUUACCGGUCCCUGCUGAAGGAAGCGACGAGAAAAAACUGCUCGACUCAGUGUUAGAAAGGGCCUGCAAACAAAAGGUUCUCAUGUUCUGCUCCUCAUCCGAUCUGAUUAGCGAUACCGACCACUACCCCUCAGCCUUUAGACGAAAUCGCUUCUUCGUCAUCGGCGCUGCCCACGACGACGGCAGCGCAUAUGGUCACGCUGGAAAAGACAACGACUUUAUCUUCCCCGGCGUUAAUGUCAAUACCUCGAGCGGUAGGAACCUGCAUCUCUACCUCGCCGACAAGACCUCCGCAACCGAAGAAUCAACAGGGUCCAGCAUCGCCACUGCUCUGGCGGCCGGUCUAGCAGCCAUGAUUACCUACUGUUUCAAGGCCAGUGCGCUGUAUACCGUGAUGACACGGAUGCAGCAGGGCAAUGAAUACAUGAUCCGACCAGAGCUCGUCAAGCGCGCUGACGUGGAGAGAAUUACGGAGCAUGAUGUGCUGAAGGCGGCUUUUAGCAGGAUAGGAAAGGUCGAGAGUGGGCAGUUCAUACAGGUCUGGGAUAGGUUUGGGCCUGCGAGUAAAUUCUUGGAAGAUGAGAGUAAAAGUGAAGAGGAGAAGCUUGGACAUAUCAUGAAUUUGUGCUCGAAUCUCAUUGAGCGGUAG
Molecule: messenger RNA, 3456 nt
Organism: Fusarium sp. VM40
Lineage: Eukaryota; Fungi; Ascomycota; Sordariomycetes; Hypocreales; Nectriaceae
Source: the annotation of a GenBank genome assembly